Molecule: messenger RNA, 1386 nt
Organism: Cyanistes caeruleus (blue tit)
Lineage: Eukaryota; Metazoa; Chordata; Aves; Passeriformes; Paridae
Source: RefSeq, a predicted model, not a curated record
GAACUUUUCCCCGUUCCAUCCCAAAAUUCCAGCGGUUCCAGGGCCUCUCCCGAGCGUCCCCGAGCCGCUUUGACCACCCCCAAAAAAAAAAACCCCAACCCCACCAAAUCCGUGCUGGGAGCUGCCGGGAACACCCCAGGAACACCAGAGAACACCCAGAGAACACCCCAAAGAACACCCAGGAACACCCAAAGAACACCCAGGAACACCCAGGAACACCCAGAGAACACCCAGAGAACACCCUGGAACACCCAGGAACACCCAAAGAACACCCAGGAACAUUCUGAGAACACCCCAGGAACACCCAGAGAACACUCAAGGACACCCAGGAACACCAAGGGACACCCAGGAACAUUCCGAGAACACCCAGGAACACCCAAAGAACACCCAGGAACACUCAAGAACACCCAGGAACACCCAAAGAACACCCUGGAACACCCAGGAACACCCAAAGAACACCCUGGAACACCCAGGAACACCCAAAGAACACUCAAGAACACCCAGGAACACCAGAGAACACCCAGGAACAUUCCGAGAACACCCAGGAACAUUGUGAGAACACCCAGCAAUAUCCAAAGAACACCCAGGAACACCAAAGAACACCCAGGAACACCCCAAGAACACUCAAGAGCACCCCAGGAACAUUCCAAGAACACCCCAAGAACACUCAAGAACACCCAGGAACACCAAGGAACACUCAAGAACACCCCAGGAACACCCAAAGAACACCAAGAAACACUCAAGAACACCCCAAGAACACUCAAGAACACCCAGCAACACCAAAGAACACCCCAGGAACACCCCAGGAACAUUCCGAGAACACCCAGGAACACCCUGGAACACCCAGGAACACCCCAGGAACAUUCCGAGAACACCCAGGAACACCCCAGGAACACCCAGCAACACCCAGCAACACCCCAAGAACACCCCAGCAACACCCCCACGCCGCGGGGGAACCCCGGGGCGCCUCAGGCUGAGGCCUGGGCCCCGUUUUGGGGCUGUCGGUGCCGUUGGGGUGACUCUCGCUCCGCCUGUGCCGCAGGGGCCGCUCGGAGCAGCCGCGGGUAAGAGGAGCCCCCCAAAAAAAGUGGGGCCCAAAGGACUUUUUUGCCCCCCCCCAGAGCAGCUGUAAGUAGCCCCUGGUGUUGUUUUUUUUUUUGUCUCCCCCCCCCUCUCUUUCUUUCCCCUUUUUCUCCUCUUUUUCCACCCGAAAAUGAAGCGCCCGAGGAGGGAGGAGUUUGCCAAAAUUUAAAAAAUUAAAAAAAAACCAAAAACCCCAGGAUUUUGUGGCUCCCCCCCUCCCCAAAAAGCCUGGGUUUGGUCCUGGGGGCUCGUUAGCGCCGUAAUUAGUGAUCGGUGGGGUAAUUAACAACCCGCGGGGGGGUC